Molecule: messenger RNA, 1146 nt
Organism: Hyphopichia burtonii NRRL Y-1933
Lineage: Eukaryota; Fungi; Ascomycota; Pichiomycetes; Serinales; Debaryomycetaceae
Gene: ECM331
Product: Ecm331p
Exons: 1
Biological process (GO): fungal-type cell wall organization
Cellular component (GO): plasma membrane; fungal-type cell wall
Source: RefSeq, a predicted model, not a curated record
GCUGAUGAUUGUUCAUUUUCAACAACCAUUAAAGCCAGUGCAUCAUUAGAUCAAUUAAAUAGUUGUGAAACUUUAAAAGGUAAAAUUAAAAUUACCGGAGAUGAAAUUAGUUCAGUUCAAUUAAACAAAGUUAAAAAAAUUGAUGCUGACGUUAAUUUUUACAAUAGUAGUUCUAUUACUGAUAUUAACUUUAAUAACUUAGAAUCAAUUUCUGGUUCAUUAAAUGUUCAAGCAUUAACUCAAUUACAUUCAAUUGAUUUUUCAUCUCUUUCAGAAGCUGAAAAAUUAUCAUUAAUUUCAUUACCUUCAUUUGCCAUUAUUAAUUUAAAUAAAGGUAUUUCUUCUGCUGGUUCAAUCCAAGUUUCGGAUACUGCUUUGAGUUCUUUACAAGGUUUAACCAAUUUUGAUUCAAUUGAAACUUUGAAUAUUAAUAACAACAAAAAUAUCUCUUCAAUUGAAUUAGAUCAAUUAGAUCAUGUUAAAACCGGUUUGACUCUUAGUUUCAAUGGUGAUGAUUGUGAAGUUAAAUUAGAUAACUUGAAAUGGGCUUCUAAUUUAACCAUUCAAGACGUUGCUGAUGUCUCGGUUGGUAACUUGACCGAAGUUAAUGGUACUUGUGUUAUUGCUUAUAACUCUUUCGAAAAUUUGGAAAUUAGUAAAUUGAAAGAAGUUGGUGGUUCUUUACAAAUUUUUGCUAAUGAUGAAUUAACCGAAGUUUCUUUUAAUCAAUUAAAAGAUAUCGGUGGUGAAUUUAGAAUUUACAAUAACUCUGAAUUAACCGAUAUUGGUUUCCCUAAAUUAGAAGAAAUUAAAGGGGCUGUCAAUAUUAAAGGUAAAUUCGAUAACUUUACUUUGAAAGGUUUGAAAGAAGUCGAUGGUGAUUUCACCGUUGUUUCUACUUCCGAAGACUUCUCUUGCGAUGAUUUCAAAAAAUUACAUAAAAAGAAGAAGAUUGAAGGUCAUAACUUUAAAUGUUCUGCUCCAAGUAAAAAAUCAAAAUCUUCCAAAGGUGGUUCGUCAUCUUCUGGUUCUUCUGAUUCUGAUGAUUCUUCUUCUUCUGGUGGUUCUUCUGGUGGUGAUUCCUCCUCUUCGAAAUCCUCCGAUGCUACCUCCUUAUUCAGCACUUCCUUCUUGGGUCUUACAAUU